Eupeodes corollae is the source of this 1166-nucleotide messenger RNA. RefSeq lists its product as uncharacterized. The transcript has 2 exons. NCBI's taxonomy places the organism in Eukaryota, Metazoa, Arthropoda, Insecta, Diptera, Syrphidae. The coding region runs from base 283 to 702 and encodes 139 amino acids. The record is from RefSeq and is a predicted model, not a curated record.
AAUGCGAUCAGUUAUCCAACGGCUGGUAUCUAGACAAGUUCCUAUACGAUCGAGCGUUAGCUAAUAUUCCGGUCGGUGCCAAAUAAAAUAUAUUCAAAUUACUGGUAUCUCCAAUUUCAAAAUUAAAACCUCAAAAUCUUUGUUUGAUAUCUACAAACUACAUAUGUAUGUACCUACACAAAAUAUUUAAAAAUCAUCAAAGCAACUUUACUAUUGUAUUAAAUUUCCAUUCGACACACAAAUAAAAAAUUCGAUAAAAAUUCUAAAUUGAUAAAAUUCAGAAUGCUGGACACUUUAAUUUAUAUUCCAACUGUUUUGGCCUACACCUUUAUCAGUCUACUUAUCUCCAUUCUGUGCUUCAUUGUUGUUUAUGUCAGCCAUAAAGUUUAUCUUAGUAUCUAUGACAUUCUGCCGGUGACACCAGCCAAUUCAAAUCAAGACCUAUACAAAUCAAAAUCUCCCCCCGCAGCGUUAAGAAUUUACAUAUGGAUUGGACGCAGUCGCUUAGCUCUGCUGGUAUUGGAACCGGCGGUAGCACCAGGUACGCACUUAUUAAAGUACACAGAAAGCAUUUCGUCGAUACCUUGGAAUGAACACACCAAAUCCAACAACAUCAGCUACGUCAACUACAGCAGCUACACUACUGGAACUCGAAAUAGUAGUUUACAGGAAAACUGCAAUCUAUGCAUGACGUCCCAUUGAUCCCUAUGGCGUAUACGUAACAAAAAUAUGAAACGGAGUCGCAGAGAGUUGUUUCAAACUUAAUAUUUAUAAUAUUCUUGAAUAAUUAAGUGCUUAGAUAAAUUAUUAUAAAGAAUGUGGUUUAUUAAAAUGCAAUUAUACUCGUAGAAGUUAGAAAACUUGUUAGAAGUGAUAAACUUUUUAUCUAAAAGAACUUGAAAUACAAACAUUGAGAGAAAUAUAUGAAGUAGAAUUUUAUUAACAUUUAAUCAAAAGCUCUUUUUGUUGUUUGUGGUAUUUUCUCCAAUUAAUAAAUUAUUAUUAUUUAGUGGUUCAAAUAGAUGAAUUUGAUUGUUUUAAAUAGAAAUAGAUUGAUUUAAACUUAACGAUGAUGGUGAUAUGCAAUGCAAAGAAAUAUAUAUACAAAAUAUGUAAAUAGAAUAAUUUAAAAAACAAUAAAAUAUGUAUAAAUUAAUUCAAAUGAA